Emericellopsis atlantica is the source of this 1823-nucleotide messenger RNA. RefSeq lists its product as uncharacterized. The transcript has 2 exons. The record is from RefSeq and is a predicted model, not a curated record. Gene Ontology annotation, molecular function: ubiquitin protein ligase activity. NCBI's taxonomy places the organism in Eukaryota, Fungi, Ascomycota, Sordariomycetes, Hypocreales, Bionectriaceae. Gene Ontology annotation, biological process: ubiquitin-dependent protein catabolic process. Gene Ontology annotation, cellular component: cytoplasm. The coding region runs from base 103 to 1539 and encodes 478 amino acids.
CGCAAACGGGAAUCAACGUCCAUCUCCAACCCAAAUCUAGUACUCGACCUGGAUGUGGCUGCCAUAGCCAUCGCCAUUGCCUCGCCUGACCGCCCCGUCAGCAUGCCUGCCGUCCAGGACUAUGUGGGCGACGCCAUCUGGCUCGUCGCUCGCGCUACCGCCGAUGCCGCAACAUCAUCGACGACCCAAUUGACUGGUGAGACUGGUCAACCUCAGGACGACGAUCGCGGCAAUCGCGAUAAAAACUCGAGUUCGCCGCUCUUAUUCUUCGUCGCACUGGGAUUUGGCGUCGUAUUCACCAACCUCUGGAUCAUUGUUGGUGUGAAAUACUGCUUUCGUUACAACGCCAGGAACCGGGCCAUCCGCAACGGCGAAGACCCCGAUCAGAUCAACAUGGAGAACAUGCCUAACAGGCCGCAUCGCAGGCGCCGCGAAAAGAAGCUUAUGACGAUUGACGAGGUCAAUGAGAAGUUCCCGCUCACCAAGUACAAGGCAUGGGUAUCAGAGCGCGCGAGGGAAGGCCUGCCCACCGCUGGCGGUGUUGAUGUUUCUGCGUCGCGAGCCAACAGCCUGCGCGACGCCGAGGGCAUCCUACCAGCCAUGUCAGAUGAUCGCACCUCGUUUGAUCGCCAUUCACAGACCAACGCCACCACGAAUGCCGACACCACGGCCCCGGACCAGUUGCACACGGCCAAUGAUGACGAGAACGAGAAGCGGGACGCGACCGGAGCCGCAACGGAACCUGCCCCCGGAGAGACCUCUCGACGAUCCGAGGCCGACAACAACCGACCCGAACUUCAGCGUAUUACUAGCACGGGCGAUGAUGAUGAUGAAGACGACCACAUUGACGCCGCUCUACCGCCCGAGGCACUGCAGGUCCCGGGCGACUCGUGCGCCAUUUGCAUCGAGCCACUGGAAGACGACGAGGAUAUUCGAGGCCUGACCUGCGGGCACGCAUUCCACGCCGGGUGUGUCGACCCCUGGUUGACUAGUAGACGUGCGUGCUGCCCGCUGUGCAAGGCCGAUUACUACACUCCCAAGCCACGACCCGCCAAUGCUCCGAACGAGAACGCUAACGGCGCCCUGAACUUUGACGCCAGGCACAACUCUCGUCUAAACUUGCCUUCGAGGCUACGCAACGUGUUUGGCGCUCGUAACAACACUCCUGCGGAUGCUACCGCGGCGACGGCUGGUCAGGAGGGUUCUCAGCAAGGCAGCCAGCAAGGCACCUUGUCUAGACUGGCGGGACGACGUCAACGCAGGAGGCGGGAGAAUGCGUCGACUGAUGCGGCACCUGAGGCACAGGCCGAUGCUGCGACAGGAGCGGCCAUGACAAAUGCUGGCAACUCGCAAACACCAGAGGUCGUGGAGACCAGGAAUGCAGGACUCUUGUCAGGCAUGCGGUCAGCUCUGCGACGUGGGCAGCGACGAGACCAUCAGGCCAGUGGACAGUCCGCGGGCACAUCGGAGGAGUCCGCAGCCAACGUCACGCCGUCCCAGCUCGAGUCGGGGAUACGCCCGAACAACCCAUCGACAUGAUUCACGGGGCGCACUUUUGAUAUUUUCAGCAAGAAUCCUUACAUUGUUUAUACACGCUCUCUUUCGCGGCACACAAUUGUGACGCGUAUACCUAUCUAUGAAUGGGCAGGCUUGCCUCCUACGCACAUCUGGUGCGACCUUUACCAGGAACCCUCAUCCUUAGCUCUAUUACACAACGACCGGCGCUUAGAUUAUGCGGUGCCUCUAGCUUGGGAUUGAAACGUCUGUAACAAUGCAUUUUAAGGUGCGAGGGUUGAUUCUGGGGCAAGCAUGGCUUUUGUGUA